CUGCCCGGAGCAGCCAUGGCGACAGGGGCUCCUCGCGGCUCCGUUGCCCACACUCAAGAUGGCGGCCCGCGGCCUCGCCCGACGGCGGCGCCCCAGCGCCAUGGCAACGGCUUCCCUCCCGCUGAUUGGAUGCGCGAGGCGAGGACGGCGGCGGGUUCGCCACGCGGAUUGGCUGCCAGUGCUCAAGAUGGCGGCGCGGGAGCUUCCUGCCCCGGCGGACUGCUCCGCGCGCGGCCAAAAUGGCGGGGGCCGCCUUCGCCGCCCGCAGCUAAGAUGGCGGCGUACGAGAAGCGGCGGGCGGCCGCCGCCCCGGCCCCGGCGGUGGGCAGCGGCCCGGCGGAGCCGCUCGGUGCGGCGGCGGGCGGCGGGCCGGGGAGCGAGGCGGAGUUCCUGCUGCGGAGCGGCGUCACCGCCAUGGUGCGGGAGGCGCUGCUGAAGGUGCUGGAGGCGCGGCCCGAGGAGCCGGUCUCCUUCCUGGCCGACUACUUCGAGCGGCUGGUGCUGGGCGGCCCCGGGGCGGCCGAGACGGCCGCGGAGCUCCCGGCGCCGCCGCAGCGCCUGGCCCGGGCGCUGUGGUACGUGCGCCUGGCCCACCACUCCCACAGGACGGCGUUCAACAACAACAUCAGCACGGCCUACGAGGUGCUGGGCGCCAGCGGGCGGCGGCGGCGGCCGGGCGUGGACGGGCGGCUGUACAGCGAGCUGCUGCGGCGCAUCUGCCAGCUGGGGGCCGCGCCGCAGGAGGUGUCGGGCGCGCUGCUGCGCAGGGUGCAGUGCCGGGACCACGAGGCCGUCCCCUUCGACGUCUUCCGCUACGGCGUCCUCACCUGCUCCGUGCUGCUGGAGUUCGUGGCCAAGGCGCACGCCCUGUACGACGUGCUGGACGGCGGCACGGGCGCGGCGGACAAGAGGGUCUGCCAGGCCGUCCUGCGCACGCUGGAGGAGGCGCUGGGAGGCGGCGACUGCUCGGUGCCCGUGCGGUACCUGGAGGCGGGCUCCAAGCUGGGGCCGGACUGCUUGGCCCUGGCCAUGGACCGGGCGCUGCAGGAGAGGAAGCUGAGCGCCUCCAUGAGCAGGGAGGAGUUCCUGAAGAAAGCCACGGCCUUAUUUGUUGCAAAAGUGAAGCCUGUUGACUAACGUCCAGGUGGGAACAACACUCGCUGCUUCCAGUUGUAAUUCCCCAAGUGCUUUGGGCAGAGCAGUUUGUGUUACGGAGGCUUCAGUCCCUGGAACCGAGCUGGGCAACGAGGCAUGAGUGGGCUUGGCGGGCACUGCCUGGUGAGCCCUGGGUCUGCUUGAAGGGAGGCUGCUCAUUUCCAUGCUCCUUUCCUUGUUCUGAGCACUCCAAGUGCCCACUCACCUCUGGCACUUGAUGUUUCCAUGUCUAUCCUAGCUGUAGCUCCUCUGUUUCCUGCUGGCAUCAGAAAGUCAUUUUUAGGCAUUAACUGGGAACUUGUGAGGAGGCCUGUAAGCUGUAGGCCAGUGUUAGCAAUUAAAAAGGAGCCAGAAUGAACUCAGAAUGAACUGCAUGUGGGGCUGCAUCUCCAGAUAUGCCGCAGUUCCAAGCUAGGCCUGGCGAUGUUGUGUUGUGCAGCUUCAGCAGGGAGCUUUGUCUCUGCGUUUGGGUUUGUUUGACCCCUGCCUGUAAAGCGCAGGAUGAUGCUUCACGGACUGUGGAGAGGAUUCGCAGGUAAAUACUGGGUUGAUAAAGACGUGAGAUAAAGAUUGUGUGUUAAGAAAAA
Molecule: messenger RNA, 1742 nt
Organism: Anas platyrhynchos (mallard)
Lineage: Eukaryota; Metazoa; Chordata; Aves; Anseriformes; Anatidae
Gene: TPGS1
Product: tubulin polyglutamylase complex subunit 1
Biological process (GO): protein polyglutamylation
Molecular function (GO): microtubule binding
Source: RefSeq, a predicted model, not a curated record